This is a messenger RNA of Monodelphis domestica (gray short-tailed opossum), 1806 nucleotides long. RefSeq names its product solute carrier family 25 member 17 (gene SLC25A17). Lineage: Eukaryota; Metazoa; Chordata; Mammalia; Didelphimorphia; Didelphidae. Gene Ontology annotation, cellular component: peroxisomal membrane. Gene Ontology annotation, molecular function: AMP transmembrane transporter activity; coenzyme A transmembrane transporter activity; NAD transmembrane transporter activity. Gene Ontology annotation, biological process: transmembrane transport. The record is from RefSeq and is a predicted model, not a curated record.
AUGGCGGAGGCCGGCGGCGGGGGCGGGGUUUGCGGACGCUGGGAUCUCGACGCUGGUCUGGCAGCUGCUUCGCUCCCUCUUGCGCCUCCCGUCCGGGGCGCGGCGUCCGAAGCGUCCCUUGGAGCGGACGGGAGCCGAAUCCAUGGCCGCCGUGCUGUCUUACGAGAGCCUGGUCCACGCCGUGGCAGGCGCUGUGUGGAUGAGAAGCGGAAAUCCAAGACAACACACACGGUGCUGAUGGAGAUCAUUAAAGAGGAAGGCCUCCUGGCACCGUACCGAGGGUGGUUUCCGGUUAUCUCCAGCCUUUGCUGCUCCAAUUUUGUCUAUUUCUACACUUUUAAUAGCCUCAAAGCUGUCUGGGUCAAAGGUCAACAUUCUACCACCGGAAAGGAUCUGGUCGUUGGAUUUGUGGCAGGUGUGGUGAAUGUGCUCCUGACCACUCCCCUGUGGGUGGUGAACACCCGCCUGAAGCUCCAGGGGGCCAAGUUCAGAAAUGAAGACAUCGUGCCCACCAAUUAUAAGGGCAUCCUGGACGCCUUCCAUCAAAUCAUGCGAGAUGAAGGGGUCUUGGCUCUGUGGAACGGCACUCUUCCCUCCCUACUGCUCGUCUUCAACCCGGCCAUUCAGUUCAUGUUCUAUGAAGGGCUCAAGAGACAACUCUUGAAGAAGCAGACACAGCUUUCCUCUCUGAACGUGUUUGUCAUUGGGGCCAUCGCCAAGGCCAUCGCUACCACAGUGACCUACCCAAUGCAGACGGUGCAGUCCAUUCUGAGGUUUGGAGGCCAUAGGCUGAACCCUGAAAACAGAACAUUAGGAAGUCUUCGCAAUGUCCUUUACCUCCUUCACCAGCGAGUAAGGCGCUUUGGAGUGAUGGGACUUUACAAAGGCCUGGAGGCCAAGCUCCUGCAGACCGUGCUUACGGCUGCCCUCAUGUUCCUAGUCUAUGAGAAACUGACGGCGGCCACCUUCAUGGUCAUGAGGCUGAAGAACGGGCACAGGCGCUGAGAGGGAGGCCGGCACUGGAAGGGGCCAGGAGGAGCACGGCCAGGGACUUGGGAGAGAAAGCCCCGAGCCCUGCUGCCCUCGUCACUGGGGGACAUGCGGCCUGCAGGCCAGCCAGACUGCUGCCAGCUUGGUUAUGGUGGCCAGAUAGUCUUUGAGAACUAGAAGGUUUAUUAAAAUCUGCAAAUGAAAACAUUUCUAUUUGACAAGAGUUAGACUGGUUUUCUUGAGAAGGUGGCCCUGGUGUCUGCCCUCUUGGCCUUUAUCCUUCAGAUUUUCCUCCUUCAGGUUACUGGCGGGGCUCACUCUGUGGUCUUGUCACCUUUCGGCCACCGGACCAUGGCCACGUAGCCCUGCCAUUCCUUUGUCCUAUGCUCUUGAGGGGACAGGCUUUACUUGGCUCUGGUCUGUGUUCUGCUCCCAGGCAUUCCCAUGAUGCUCCCUGCCAGGACCCUUCCUGGGGGAGAAGGCCUGCACUUGGCUCCAUUCCGGUCGGGGCCUCCCAAAUGAGGAAACCCCUCCCAGUGUGGGCCAGCACCUCUCUGCCACUUCUUGUCUUAGGGGCUGCCUAGGGCAGGGAGAUAUUAAGAAGGUCACCCAGGCUUCCAGGUGGGGACCAAGGCCAGCUCUGUCCACUGGACCUUAUAAUGGAGAAACAUUGCAGCGAAUUCCACAGCAACUCCAUGUAUCAGGACUUCAGUGAUUCAGAUUCUGGGAGAAAAGAAGGCCUGAGGACUAGCCAGGAUAAAAGCGGGGCAUAUCGAUAGAGCACUUUAUGAUUGUCAAAUAAAGUCUUACCAAACA